AGUCGCGAGCAGACUCGUGUUAACGCGUGCGAUUCGCGUACGUCCUUCGCUGAGUCAACCUCGCAGAGUCAACUGUUCCGGGAGCUUACUCCGUCGGUGGAAGUCGGUUCGCCUACACGUCGACACGCAGGAGCAACGAAUAAUGUGUCGAGGGCACGGUUUCAAGAAACUGAUGCAAGGCGAAGGCGGGUUGAAGAACAUCGUGUUGGUAGCCCUGGCUGAGAUGAUAGGCACCUCGAUGCUGGUCCUGAUGGGAUGUAUGGGAUGCGUCGGAAGCCUCGGCGUGAUUCCAUCUCACUUUCAGACUUCGAUAACCUUCGGUUUAGCCGUGAUGGUUGUGAUUCAGUCCGUUGGACACAUCAGCCAAGCUCACGUUAAUCCAGCGAUCACUGUGGGGGCGAUCGUACUUGGAAAGAAGACUCUCUCGGAGGGUUUGAUCUACUUGUUGUCCCAGAUGAUCGGCGCUAUCGUCGGAUUUGGAAUUCUAAGGUUGGUGACGCCGUCAGAUCAUCUGACGGCCAAAGGCGUGGCCGAAUUGGACUCGUUUUGCGUGACCGAUCUUCACGCGGAUCUGUCGGCCAUCCAAGGGCUUCUUCUCGAGGGCAUAUCCACCGGUAUAUUGAUGCUGGUCGCGUGUGGCGUUUGGGACAAGAGGAGCGUAAAGAACACCGACUCCUUAUCGCUUAGAUUCGGUCUGACCGUCUCUGCGCUGGCUCUGGCCUUUGGUCCUUAUACGGGUUGCAGUAUGAACCCUGCCAGAUCGCUGGGCCCGGCUAUCUGGAACAACCAAUGGACCCAUCACUGGAUCUACUGGUUCGGACCCAUCGGUGGUGCCCUUCUCUCCGCCUUCAUGUACAAAACCACUUUUGGUGUGCCGGACGACGAGGAAGAGGACACUAUUCCGGAAGCUGUUGCCUUGAGCACCGUAGAUACUCAAAAAGCAGAGGCUUGAUCCGAACGGAGGGCGGAUCGAUCGAAGGCGUCCUGGGUACAGGAUCGAUCGACACUUUUUUCGAGAAACCACAAGAGAUUAAGCAUUUAAUGGAGGACAGCCGCUCUCGAAGCCCACGGACGAUCCAAUGUUCGCUCGAACGAGGCAGAGUCGAUAGGACGGAGCUUGGAAGCUCGUUUAUCGCUUCUCGAAACAAACAUCCUACACAUACACGACCAAUCGCAUAACCAGGAUCAACUCACGCGAUCCUAUCGUCUCAGCGUUGUUCGUUAAUUUCGCGAAAUCACCAGACUGUCACUGAAAUCGCUCGUCUCGUUCGUCCUUUGCCUCGUGAGUACAGUAGUCCUUCGCUUAAAGACAGAAUUGACGGUUCUUCGUUGACCCGAGCGACCUGCGGCUCGAUUAAAAACCCUCGGUGCUGCAAAUCAAAAACUUGUUUACUUUUUCACCGGUAACUUUUGUUCUUUGGGAGCUAUUACAAUUUUUUGUAAUAAAAAUAGUCUAAAUUCGAACUAGUUUUCGGUAGAAACUACGAAGUUACGAAUUCGUACGUUGAAGUCUCCGUUCACUGUCCUCUUCGAACAACUGUAACUGAAAAUAUGUUUUCGGUCUUUAAGCGAGGUAUUAAUACUUCGAUACAGUGGUUCUCAACCUUUGGCGUAACGGUCAAAGCAAGGAACAAUGUACAAUCGCGCGUAAUUGUAUAGGCUGCUCUUGCUGUUACGUUUAGAGAGACACGUUCAGUGUUGAUUUCGUGAACGGAAAAUCACUGUACCGAUUCAUUUCAUCGUCGCCGCGUUAGUCUGUUUAUUUUCUACGUUACACGGAUUCGAGAUGACCAUUGCGAGGUUUGAAUACACUUUGUAACGGACCGAUCAAACGCCCCUGCGUCGAGCGUGCCAUUUGAACCGGAUAAACGCGUCGCAAACAAUAGGUACGCAUGUCGUCCGUCUGUUAUAUUGUACAAAAUCGUCACACUUUUGAAUCUUGCAAUUAUCCCGCUUAUGUGUGUCGGAUUUCGGGCGAAUCGAUCGUUGUAACAUUAAUUCGCGAGCUUUAUGGAGGCUCGCGCGUAACAAUGCGCUCGGAUAUUAAUUAUCCCCCCGGUUGGAUAUCGUGCGCAAUUAAUUUUACACGAAUCGACAUUCAUCCCUUAGGCGAUACAGAAAAAUAAAAUAAAUUAAUAUAU
Messenger RNA from Colletes gigas, 2141 nucleotides. Its product is annotated as aquaporin-like. Gene Ontology annotation, molecular function: water channel activity. Lineage: Eukaryota; Metazoa; Arthropoda; Insecta; Hymenoptera; Colletidae. The transcript is spliced from 5 exons. Gene Ontology annotation, cellular component: plasma membrane. The record is from RefSeq and is a predicted model, not a curated record. The coding region runs from base 143 to 952 and encodes 269 amino acids. Gene Ontology annotation, biological process: transmembrane transport.